CCCGAUCUCCAUCCCGAUCGCUCGCCCCCGCACACGGCCUUUUGCCUUAUCCUCUUCCUAACCCUUGUCCUCUGUCGGCAAUCGUCCUAUGGCGUCGUCGUCGUUCAAGCCGAACCCGUUGUCGCUGAGCGUGCCGGACCCCGCCCUCGACCGCUGGCUCCGCGAAUCCGGCUACCUCGAUCUCCUCGACUCCACCACCACAGCCUCCGCUGCCACCGCCUCCGCCCCCUCCACCACCUCCGCCGCCGCCACCAACCCCUCCUCCGCUGGCGUCGCUGCCGCCGUCCUCGCCUUCGCCCGCACCCUCGCCUCGCUCCUCGCGCUCAACCCCUUCGCGCGCCUCUCCGCCGCCGACCUCGCCGCGCCCACCCCCUCCUGGUCACUCGCCUUCCUCGGUCCCCCUGGCGCCGCGUCCUACUCGUGGCCCCCGACCCCCACGCAGGCUAGGCUCCGCGUCCAGGAGAACGUCCGGCGAUACGCGCGCAACUACGCCGCGCUCUCCAUCCUCGUCUUCGCAUGCUGCCUGUACCGUAUGCCGAUGGCGCUGCUGGGGAUGCUGGCUAGCGUUGCCGUGUGGGAGGGCGUACGCUACUGCCGGGACCAGUGGGGGCUCACCACCAGGGCGCCUGGGCUUGGGCAGGCUCUUCUGCACUGUGCGCAGAUUGCUACUGCUAUAGUACUGUACGUAUGCAACCUGCAGUUCGCUCUUGUGUAUGCCAUUGGAUUGAGUUAUGCAGUGAUGAUGUUGCACGCAUCUCUUCGUAAGCUGACUCCCACAAGCCUACCCAAUCCCGGUAAUAAGAACAGGAGAGCGCAUCCAAAACGGAGCUAGUUAUCGUCAGAGUUAGACCGCAGAUUGCAUCUACCAUUACAUAUUUACGUGUCAAACAGUACAGGUGAUGUUGAAGGCUGGAGAGACGUGUCAUCCAAAACUUACGGAGAUGGCUGAAUGUUGGUGAUCUAGGCCUUUUGGGGUAUAUUUGUUACGUCUGUUUUUUCAAAAGAAUCAUCCGUUGCAAUUCAUAUGUAUGUCAGGAUUAGUUUUAUUAUACAUACGGUGACAUAUAAGUGAUAUACAGUUCUAUAUUGAACAAAAUAACUUUAUUGAAAUAAAUACUAGAGUUUACUCAA
Molecule: messenger RNA, 1131 nt
Organism: Phragmites australis (common reed)
Lineage: Eukaryota; Viridiplantae; Streptophyta; Magnoliopsida; Poales; Poaceae
Product: PRA1 family protein H
Exons: 4
Coding region: 89-832 (247 amino acids)
Biological process (GO): vesicle-mediated transport
Cellular component (GO): endoplasmic reticulum; Golgi apparatus
Source: RefSeq, a predicted model, not a curated record